UCUAAAUUAACUUCGUGCUUUCCAUACAUUCCGCAUUAAUAUUCAUUAAAUUUUAUGCAAUGUUUAAAUUUAAUUCAUUCAUAUUAAACGGUUUAAUAAAUUCUGCAAUGUUUAAUGUUUGAUCAAACGGUCAAAGUCUUUUUUUGUCUGACGUAUCCAGCGACGAUGCGUCACAUUUGUGUUGUUAUUGAGGCGAACGAGUCCGAGAACGAGACGUACGAUUCGCAUGUUUUUAUUUGCGUCGCUAAUUUAUUUAAUACGAGCCGAGCGAAGCUUCAUCGAACACGUCCAUGUUAGUUCUCUAAUAUAAUUUAUCAAUUGUAAUAUAGAAUAUAUGUGCGAUGGCUCUUUUACUUAAAAAUUGUGUUAAAACUAGUCUGUGCUACUCGAACAGUGUGCGAUCCUUAUCAUCUUUACAUAACGGACCUAUGCUUCCAAAUGAUAAGCAGUCCUCUUCCUUGCACAUGACUGCAAAAGUCCAGUACCCACAAGCUCAGCCAAUUCCUCUACCAAAUAACAUCAACAAUGACACUUCACAUUUCUCUCCACAACGAGCAAGAGAUUUAACCGGUCCAGUAAUUAGCACCCACCAAUCCUUAAGUUCCAAUGUGAACUACAAAAUAGAUAUAACCGCUGAAGUAGACUCCUAUUCUCAAUGUUAUGAUUGCAAUGGAGCUGUCAGCCUCAAUUCUUCCAUGCAAUCGAAUGUUCCAAGUCCUUUCAGUGGCAGUGCAGACCAUUACAUGCACCUGAACAUGCCUGGUGGCCAGUGGGAACAGUGGAGCAAAUAUGUAUCGAACGAUUUACAAUGCAGUCAUUAUACAAACCUAAGGCAGCAGAUUCGAAGCAAUGAUGAUAAAACAAAAGGUACUGCAUUCUUUUCACAGAAAGAAGUUUUGUGGAACCCCAUGGGUUCACAUAAUCGUUAUAUGCAUACUAAGAGUAGGAUUGUUAAGACAUCAGAUACUAACAUUUUACAAAAACAAAUAUCCAAUGAUGCCGAGAAGGAAAUACAGCCGGUGUCUAAAAGAGAAUAUUUGAAAAGAGCUAUUAAACAAUAUGGGUCGACAGUAAUCAUAUUCCAUAUUUCACAUUCAUUGCUAUCUCUUGGACUUUUUUAUCUGUUAAUAUCUAGUGGCUUAGAUGUUGCAUACAUAUUAAGCAAGAUGGGAUUAGAACAACACAUUGAAAAGCUUGCUGGAGCAGGAACAUUUGUAGCAGCAUAUGCAGUAAAUAAAUUAUUGGCGCCUGUUCGAAUAAGUUUAACACUAGCCUGUACACCAUUUAUUGUAAAGUACUUGAGGAGUAUUGGUUUUAUAAAACCUCAAAGUGAUAACAGUCAAGGUGGAUCGCAAUCAAAAUAAAUAUAAAGUUUAUCUAUAAUUUUAUACUAAACUU
Ctenocephalides felis (cat flea) is the source of this 1398-nucleotide messenger RNA. RefSeq lists its product as uncharacterized. Gene Ontology annotation, cellular component: mitochondrion. The record is from RefSeq and is a predicted model, not a curated record. NCBI's taxonomy places the organism in Eukaryota, Metazoa, Arthropoda, Insecta, Siphonaptera, Pulicidae. The transcript is spliced from 3 exons. Bases 342 to 1364 code for a protein of 340 amino acids.